UUGUUAUUUGGUCGUUUUGACCGAAAUAGUGACCAUAUGGCCACAGCUAAGCUUGGCAACAGCGGCGGCCUCAGCUUCAUGAUUUGUUGACUGCUAAAGAAAGCCGCUUGCGUCGGAGUGUUCUUGCUGGGAUUACUCUGUAUUUUGUUUAGUUUACAGUGAAAGUUUUUAUCGAGCACAAUGUCGGUCGCGUUUGCUACCCGAGGGCGCCCACCCUCUAGCCCUGCUCCUCCGCAUGUUCAAAAGAUGCUUGAUGAAAAUAAUCAUUUACUCCAGACCAUUCAGGACUAUCAAAACAAAGGAAUGGCCAAGGAAUCUAUGCAGUAUAUUGAAAUUCUUCAUAGGAACUUGGUUUAUCUUGCAUCUAUCGCUGAUGCUGCUGAAUCCACGUUGCCGCCUAUUCCUCAACUCGGCGGAGACCCUCCCAGCGCUACUCAAGGUCCACCACCCUCUGCAUCACAUCUAGGUGGUUAUGGCGCCCAACAAGGUGGAGCGUAUCGUGGUCAGCAAGGAAUGCCAAGGCCAGGAUCUGUGACAGCAGGCUCUAGACCUCAACAGUAUCGAGGUGGCCCCCAAGGGUACCCUCCUCAAGGUGGUCAACAAGGAUAUGCAGGACAGUAUCCAGGCCCAGGGCAGGGUUAUCCACCAUCUGGGCAGCAAAGCCAAAGUGGUCAGGCUCCUGGAGGAUAUUCUGCCUCUGGAGCUCCGCAAGGGUAUGGUGGCCCACCUCCAAGCCAGCAAAGUUAUGGUGGUCCGCCUCCUUCAGGCCAGCAGCCUGGCUAUGGUCCGCCACCCUCAGGUCAACAGGGAUAUGGUCCACCACCUCCUAGCCAACAACCCCCUGGGUCUGCCUACGGCCCACCGGGCAGCCAGCAGCCUGGCUAUGGCCCUCCGCCUCCAGCAGGCCCGCCGUCCCAGCAAGGCGGGUACCCAGCCCCCAGCAGUGGUGGCCCCCAGGGCAGCUACCCAGGCACCCCGGGCUACGGUGCACCCAACUACGGCCCUGGCUCGCAGCCUGGCUCCCAGCCGGGGCCUGCUGGCAGCUACAGUGGCUCUGGACCGCCGUCCAGCUACCCUGGGCAAGGCGCCCAAGGGUACGGCGCGGCGUCAGGCCAGUACCCCAACAGCAGCCAGCCCAGCCCCGGCCGCGGCUCGGGGCCGACGUCCACGGCGCCGACCUACGCGGCGGCCUCCAGCGGGGCGCCUCCCAGCCAGAGCUACCCGCCGGCCAACCAGCCGAGCCACCAGCCGGGCCACCAGUCUGGACCGGGCUACACGCCGACGUCUGCACAGCCCCCGCAGCCAGGACAAGGCCAGCCGCCGUCCAGCCAGGCGUCCGGCGCACCGACGCCCGGCUCUUUCCCACCCUCGACCCAGUCGACGCCGAGCGGGCCGCCCCCACCAGCGAGCGGACCGCCCGGACAGGGACAGCCCUCGGCGUACAGCCCGUCGGCCUCUCAGACGUACGCACCGUCGCCACAGGCCGGGCCAGGGCACCCCUACCCUCAGCACCCGCAGCACCACGGCUACCCGGCACACCCUCAGCACGGCCAACAUCCCCAGCACCCCCAACACCCCCACAGCUAUCAGUCGUAUCCGCCACCACCAGGCCCUGGCCAGAGCUAUGGCCAGUACCCUCGGCCCCCAUCCUCGCAAAUGCCCCCGCCUGGCCCCCAGGGUCCUCCGCCUCCGCAAGGAUCUUUCGGGUCGUAUGACCAGAGCAGAUUCCCUGGAUAUCAGCCUCCACCACAGUAGAGCAGCCGACAAUAUCUUGGACUGCAUCGAUUUGGGAGCUUGCUUUGACGCUAGCUCAACUGGGCUUAGGUAUUGUGCAUUAAUAACUGUAUCGUGUACGUAACUUAUCUUCUCUCUUAUUUAUUGACUUGUGUGGCUUGUACUUCGACUUCGGUCUGACAAAGGUCAACAUGAAUUAUCUUUAAAAAUUCAUAUGCAUGGUGCAUACUAUGGUUUUGUAAAUGUACAGAGAUAGGAUUUCUUGUCAUAGAAAUUUAUAUUUUGAAGAUUUAAUUCCUCAUCAAUUCUGUGUGAAUACCCUUGUAAUAUGUUUUUGUGUAGGAUUUUUCCCUGAAUUUUUUGUUAUUUUAAAAAAAUAACUACACCCAUAGUUGGUACUCUGUUUUUCAUGACCUCUUGUAGGGUUUGAAAGGUCACAUUUUUUAAAUAUAAUUAUUAUGCUGUACAGUGUAUCAACUGAGUGUAAGCUUAGCUGGCCUGUUUUAAGUGUCUAUUAGGCUCUCAAAUUUCCCUUGCAUAGUAUUAUUAAGUGAUGUGUUGUACCACUGUAUUGUGGUUGGUGCCCAGUGUGUAAAGUCGCUUUAGUGAGACCAACAUUUCUAUUGGUAAAGGUUUAUGAUAUCUUCAUUCCACAGAAACAUUUUUUUUGUAUCUUGUUAAUUUAUUUGAUUCAGUAGCUGCCGUGAUGAUGUAGGUACUGUAUAUUGAAAUCUACUUUCACUUGAACGACUUUUCACAUCUGAAUUUGAGUAUCCAAGAGACUGAACUCCCCUAAGACCGAAAGUAUGUUUGAAAUGUCUUUGCCUGAUUUGUUAUAAUUUGUUAUACGCAAUGGAACUCAGGAAAUGUUUGCUCUUAAGAUACUAUAUUCAUCACCUUUUAGAAGAAAAUCCCUGUAAAUAGUUUGUAUGUGUUAAGGCAGUUAGAUUUAAAAUUAUGGUUGUUCACUGUACGUAAGGAAAGACUGUGAUAUUUUUAUUAUGGUUGGCAUGACAGUUACAAACAGAAAUGUUAAGAGUAAAAAUCCAACUUGUACUUUGUAACCUAUUCUUCAAAACUAAAAGUUAUUAGUUUCCUUUAGAAGUGAUAUGUUAUACACUUUCCAUUUUUACAAAAAUACAUAUGAACCUCUCUUAUAUUUAUUUCUUUAGAUGUGGAGUUGUUUCUUUUGUGUAUUUUCAUUCCUCCACCUGUUAUUCUUGUAAACCCAGGGAAUCCUGGAUAUCUGUGUACCUAAUACUUGCUUUUAGUGCAACUGUUUCCCUAAGCAAGUGAUGCAGUACUUAGGAAGUUACUUUACUUGAUUUUGAACAUAAGGAAGACUGGCCUUAAUGGACAUAGUUCAUAUUUGUGGUAAGACUUUAAUUUCCUAUAGUGUACCUUUUUUGCCUAUUGUGUUUAGAGGUAGUGAAGUUGGUGCAGUGAUGUGCAUUUAAUGUUACAUCUGCCUGUUAAAAUCUGUGUGUAACUGUGUGCCAUCAGUACCAUUAGUAAAUGAAUAAAAUAUUUAGUGUGCUGUGCAA
Messenger RNA from Thrips palmi, 3278 nucleotides. RefSeq names its product basic salivary proline-rich protein 1-like. The coding region runs from base 181 to 1755 and encodes 524 amino acids. NCBI's taxonomy places the organism in Eukaryota, Metazoa, Arthropoda, Insecta, Thysanoptera, Thripidae. The record is from RefSeq and is a predicted model, not a curated record. The transcript is spliced from 7 exons.